Molecule: messenger RNA, 2116 nt
Organism: Daucus carota subsp. sativus
Lineage: Eukaryota; Viridiplantae; Streptophyta; Magnoliopsida; Apiales; Apiaceae
Product: protein NRT1/ PTR FAMILY 5.1
Exons: 4
Coding region: 2-1843 (613 amino acids)
Biological process (GO): transmembrane transport; dipeptide transport
Cellular component (GO): membrane
Molecular function (GO): dipeptide transmembrane transporter activity; tripeptide transmembrane transporter activity
Source: RefSeq, a predicted model, not a curated record
GAUGUUUCAUAUCAACUCAUCCCUUUUUCGUCACUCCAAUAUAUGUAACACACAUAUUAUAUUUAUGAAUCAGGUAGCAAUGGAAUCCAAAAGUUUCACUCAGGAUGGCACUGUUGAUCUUCAUGGACGCCCUGUGCUUGCUGCUAAGACCGGAAAAUGGAAAGCUUGCUCUUUUCUAGUCGGCUACGAAGCAUUUGAGAGAAUGGCUUUCUAUGCAGUUGCUUCUAAUCUAGUAGUUUAUUUAACAACACAGUUUCAUGAAGAGACAGUCCCUUCUGUAAGAAAUGUGAACAAUUGGUCAGGAUCAGUCUGGAUUACACCAAUCUUGGGAGCCUAUAUAGCCGAUUCCUACUUGGGUCGAUUCUGGACCUUCACAAUAUCAUCUCUCAUUUAUGUCGUGGGAAUGGUGCUGCUGACAAUUGCAGCUUCAGUAAAAUACUUGAAACCAACUUGCGAAAAUGGAGUAUGCAACAAAGCUUCCACUUCUCAAAUUGCAUUCUUCUACUCAGCUUUAUACAUAAUUGCAGUUGGUGCAGGCGGAACAAAACCAAACAUAUCAACAUUUGGUGCUGAUCAGUUCGACGAUUAUGACCCCUAUGAAAAAAAACUCAAGGGAUCAUUCUUUAACUGGUGGAUGUUUAGCUCUUUCGUUGGAGCUUUAAUGGCUACUGUUGGUCUUGUCUAUAUUCAAGAAAAUUUGGGAUGGGGAUUAGGCUAUGGCAUACCAACUGUAGGCCUCCUAAUCUCACUUUUGAUUUUCUACACUGGAACCCCAUUGUACAGGCACAAAGUAAGAAAAUCGAGUAGUCCUACCGGAGAUUUGUUUAGAGUUGCUGUUUCGGCUUUUGCAAACAGGAAGCUUGAGCUACCAAUAAAUUCAUCAGAGCUUCAUGAAUUUGAGCCUCAACAUUAUAUAGAUACUGGAAAACGCCAAGUCUAUCACACUCCAAAUUUCAGAUUCUUGGAUAAAGCAGCAAUUCGAGACAGUAACAAUAGUGCAACUAGUGGGUCAAGGCCACCAUGCACUGUGACUGAAGUUGAAGGAGCAAAGCUUGUCGCAGGGAUGAUCAUGAUAUGGCUAGUGACCCUCAUUCCUAGCACAAUUUGGGCCCAAAUUAACACUCUCUUUGUUAAACAAGGCACCACCCUGGACAGACACUUAAGCCCGAACAUCCAAAUUCCAGCAGCAUCGCUUGGAAGUUUUGUUACAUUCUCAAUGCUAGUUUGUGUCCCGAUGUAUGACAGGUAUUUUGUGCCACUCAUGCGGAAGAAAACAGGGAACCCAAGGGGAAUAACUCUACUUCAAAGGCUUGGAAUUGGAUUCGUAAUACAAAUCAUAGCCAUUGGAAUCGCUUAUGUAGUGGAAGUUAAACGAAUAGAUGCUAUUAAGGUGCAUCACAUCUUAGGGCCUCAAGAAAUUGUCCCAAUGAAUAUAUUUUGGCUAUUGCCUCAAUAUGUUCUCUUAGGUGUUGCAGAUGUAUUUAAUGCCAUUGGAUUGCUUGAGUUCUUCUACGAUCAGUCCCCUGAAGACAUGCAAAGCCUUGGGACAACAUUCUUCACUAGUGGAAUCGGGGUGGGGAACUUUUUAAAUAGCUUUCUGGUGACAAUGGUUGAUAAAGUAACAGGAAGCAAUGGAGGAAAGAGUUGGAUCGGAAAGAAUUUGAAUGAUUCCCACCUCAAUUACUAUUACGGGUUCCUCUUGGUUAUAUCUGCACUGAAUCUGGGAGCUUUCCUGUGGGCGUCAAGCAAGUAUAUCUACAAGAGAGAGUCAGUGAAAACUAAGGAUGGAAGUGGUAAUAUUGAAGGUGUAGCUCUGGAGACAAUUACCUUAGGGCUACCUUAGUGUUAAUGAGGUUCACAAUAACUACUCAAAGCCUGUAAAAACCUAAGCUUUAUUGUAUUGAAGUAGUGAUCUCUAGGUGUGUAAUAUGUGUCCUAAUGGUGCUUCAACUUUAGAGCUCCAGGAAUGGAACUAAAAUUUAGCAGCUGGGAAAACUGCUCCAAAAUAUGUAUGGUUUACAAUGUUAUGUUCUAACAUAACAGUACAAAUAGGUUGAAUUAUAUGGACUAAAUCAAUUGAUCAGCAUUAUAUUUUUAUGCGGUCUGUUUUAUUUAA